Messenger RNA from Mobula hypostoma (lesser devil ray), 3183 nucleotides. RefSeq names its product cell division cycle associated 5 (gene cdca5). The transcript is spliced from 7 exons. Gene Ontology annotation, biological process: double-strand break repair; mitotic metaphase chromosome alignment; mitotic sister chromatid cohesion. NCBI's taxonomy places the organism in Eukaryota, Metazoa, Chordata, Chondrichthyes, Myliobatiformes, Myliobatidae. The coding region runs from base 1 to 984 and encodes 327 amino acids. The record is from RefSeq and is a predicted model, not a curated record. Gene Ontology annotation, cellular component: nucleus.
AUGGCGUCCACUCGGCCCCUCCACCGCCACCUCUCCCUUGCCUUCUCCCUCCCACUGUCCCCGCCGCCGCCGCCGCCACUGCUGCCACGUCUCUUCCGGGUGUCGGCGCAAACUGAUGACGUUCCGGUCCGUCCGCCGUCACCUUCCCUCCCGCUCUGCCCACAGGCGGCAAAGAAGCGAAGGCGGGACGUCGAUCAGCCAAUCGGAAACGGCGGCGGGCGAUUUGAAUGCCGUUUCCAGACACGAGCGCGGUACUCGGGGGAUAAAGACGGGCCUAAGAUGGCGGCACUGGGCAAGCGGGGUCACGCCGGAGGUGCGUUCUCACUGGCAAGGAGAAGAUCAGCAACGGAGAGUGAAGAAGUGCCGGUGCCGGCCGUCAAACGCUCCAUCGUUUUGAAGAAGAUCAAACCUCAGAAAAACCUCACUCCAGGCACAUCUACAGCCCCAAGGCGAAGCCCUCGGGUCCAUGCCGAGGCCAUGAAGGAGAACGUGUGUCAGGUCUCCCCUGGGCCGGGGGCUGAGGCUGAGCCACCUCCCCCGCUGCCCGUCACCACCACCCCCUCCGCCGAGGACCCUGAAGUGCCGCCGCGCGACCCAGACCUGGUGAUGUCCCAGAAGGUGCGGCGUUCCUACAGCCGGCUGAGCCCGUUCGGCACGCAGGCUGGCAAUGCCAGUGACGGCUCCGGCUCCGACACCUCCACCCCCAACCAGUGGCACCCGGCGCGCCGUUCCUUCUUCGGCUUCGAGAGGCUCCUGGCCACCGAGGCCCUGCCGGCUGUCUCGCCGGUGAAGCCCGUCAACCCGCGGGAGAAGCCGUCGGCCCCGCUCCUGUCGCCGGGCGCCAUUCCUGGUGUGGCCGCCGCCAAAGAGAAGAAGAAGAAACGGAGGGUAGUUGAGAUUGAGAAGUCGGUGCUGGAUGAGUGGGCAGCACAGAUGAAUGCCAGCUUCGAAGAGGCCGAACGCUUCGAUCUCGUGGUGGAGUGAAGUGGAUUCCGAUGUUCUUCCUCAAACUGCGCACGGUCGGCUGUGAGCCGAGCAGACACCUUUGUGGAUAUAAAAACUGGGUUUUGCAGUAAAUCGCACGUGAACCUGCCUCCAAGAUUACCGCAGCUACACAGAACCCUUUGCCCUGUAGAGUAGGAGUGUAGAGGACUGAGGAGAUUCUUGUGGGGACUUUUGCUGGGGAUUUCUGUUCUGUGGGGCAACUGACUAUGUAAUUGCACGCUCUACCCAAGCCAGUGUGCCUGAUUAAGCAUCCCUCUACCCUCCGGGCUCCCAGUGUGGUUGUUCACAUGCUCUCCGCUCUCCAUUCUGGUAGGGUCUUUCACCUCCUGAAACCCAUCCUACUAGCAGGGUGGUCAGGAUCUGUGGCCAGACCUAACACUCUCCAUUUCCCUAUCAGCUAUUGCUUCCCACCACCCCCGAGCGAUCACUGGCAGCAUCCCCACCUCCCCACUGAAGUUUAUGAGAAUCCCACCGAUGAUUUAAUUGCAGAUGAUCUUCCCUUCCAUCUUUCCCCUUCUCGCCUCUUUCCGAUGCAUUUUGUUCUCAAGGAAGUGUUUUUCCUUUGAUCAAUCAUCGGGGGGGGGGCAAGAGAAUUAAUUGUAAUUGUGAUCUCAGUAUAUUAGAAAAUUAAUAUGUGCAGCAGUACAUUUAUAUAUAUUUUUUAAAAAAAUCAAAGUGAGAGAAAUCUGUGGUAAGAUGAUGGAAAUGACUGGGUAAUUGCUAAAGUAGGUUAUUAUUGUGCUGGUGUUAUCUCAGACAGUGUUGGUCCCACUCUAGUUGUUACGUUUGCUGAGGCUGUCGUUGUGUUUUACAGUUGACGCAGUGCAGAUUCACUCCGUCUGACUCUGUCUUACUCGCUGUUAAAUGCAGUCAACUCUGCCCGCUCUCCCUCUCGGUCCUGUGUGCGUGUCGGCUGCAGCCCCCUACAGUACGACCACGUGGUGACGUUAACACUCAGCGCAAGGUGGCUUUCCACUGUGGGAUAUAACGUCAGUGUCGCAAAACUCGCCCUGGAUUGAAUAACCGUGCGUGCCAGGGUCUGUGCGGGUGUGGUAGAUGAGGGUCCGAGUAUGUUGCUGAGUCAGGAAUGUGUGUGGGUGCAAGUCAGGUGUGUCGCUGUGAGUCGAGUGUGUUUGCGUUUGGUGUGAGUUGUGUAUCUGAGUCAAGUGUGUCAGUGUAAGUUGGGUCUGUGUGUUCAGGUGAGUAUGUAUCUGCGAGUGUGAGUGUGUCAGCUGUGUGUUCGUGUGAAUUUGCUUUUUACGAGAGUUUGCUGUCAGGUUAACAGUGGGGGGGAACCUCUGGCGGUAUCAGUGGUCUUUUGGGGAAACACCUGGGAUGUUGGCAGCUGUGUGUGUGUUUGAUUCCUGGGUACUGUGGAUGAGAUGUGGGUUCUUCGUUCCUAUGGCGUGGACGUUCUUGUCACUGUCCAGAGCAGGGGCCCCCGUGGGUGAGCGUUAAAAGUGUGCACGCCAGUCCCUCGCUUCCAGUUCAACAGUGUGAGGGGUGGGCCUGUCCCUCCAGUAAUCAAGAUGUUCGAUAAAACAAAUCCAUCUAUUGCUUUGAUGUCUGCUUGAAUUGAACUGAAAUCUCCCAGAUGAUUACUAACCUCGAUUAUUUUAAGACAGAACUACAGGUUUAAUUUGGCAGAGACUAAAUGAACAUUUUACACCCACCAGCCUGUACUGAAGGGCUGGUGUGGGGUUAUACAUAGAUGCCACGUUUUCCUGAAACAGUCCUACUGGUUUGGGAAAGUCCUCUGCACUCAGUACGAAUAGAAGUAGCUUGUGUUGUCUGUCUGGAUCUCUGGUCUCGCGGGCAUAGUGCCAUCUCUGAGCAAUGCUACGCAAGGUCCGUUUUUAUGUUUGAUAAUGAUGAUUGUAUUUGGAUUUCUAAUUUGUUGAUUAAGUAACCAAUAAAUGGUUAAAAAUACCCUUGCAGACAGUGCUUUGCAAACCUGGCCCCAAUAAACACUGUACCUCAACGCACACCGACAGUUUACUCCCCUCAUUCUAUGCUGCCUGACCUGCUGAGUUCCUCCUGCACUUUGUGUCUGUGAGUGUGGGGUACUUCAACUCAUGUUGGGUUACAUAGAACAUAGAAAACCUACAUCACAAUACAGGCCCUUCGGCCCACAAAGUUGUGUCAAACAUGUCCCUACCUUAGAAAUUACUGGGGUUA